GCCCCCAGACCUCGCGCGACCUCUGCGGCAGCAGGGACUGGUCCGAAGCUUCUCCGGGGCCCCCGUCCACCUCACCCCAUCGCCUCCUUCCUACUUUCCCCCCACUUCUUCGCCCGGCUAAACUUUCCCUCUUGUUCCCUGUCGCCGAUACGGCGGCGGCGGCGGCGCAGCAAAGCGAGAGGCGCCUCCGAUCCUUUGCAAUUCUCUCCGAAGUUAGAUAAAGCCCUGAUCCUAUCACUCAUUAAGCAGGAGGCGCGUCGGCCGAUAGAUAGAUAGAUAGACCCACGCAGGAAAUACAAGACACUCAGACUCACGCACACACAGAGGCUUCUUCCACCAAGGGCGACGAAGCGCCGGAGCCCAGUUUCCCCUUGAUCGGUCGUGGGGUAGGGUGGGGGGCGGCCAUGGCCUCUAUCUCGGCGCCGGCUGCCUGGAUUCCCCGGUGAGGCUCGCUUUACGGUCGCUUCUUACGAGCGGCCAGCUCUGACUUCGCCUCUUCGGCCGCUUUCUCCGGGACCGGUCCCUUCUGCCAAGCGGAGGAAGGAGGGAGAUCGAGGCAUUGGUCUAAGCCGGAGCUGCUGCGAAGCCCCGGUGCAGGAGAAGAAGCAGAAGAAGAAGAAGAAGGGAGGAAGAGAAGGAGGAGGAGAAGAAGAAGGAAAAGAAGGAGGAGGAGGAGGAGGAGGAGAAGAAGACGCGGCGCCGGUGGGACUGUGUUGAAUGAGUUUCUCCAUGAGAGAACCCGUGAUCCCUGGGACCACCAUGGCUUACCACCCUUUCCUACCUCACCGGGCGCCGGACUUCCCCAUGAGCGCCGUUUUGGGCCACCAACCUCAUUUUUUCCCUGCUUUGGCCUUGCCACCCAACGGAGCUGCCGCGCUUUCCUUGCCCGGCGCUUUGACCAAACCGAUCAUGGAUCAACUCAUUGGAGCGGCGGAUUCCGGCCUCCCUUUUUCCGCUUUGGGCCACCAAGCUGCGGCUCAUUUGCGGCCUUUGAAAACCCUGGAGCCGGAAGAAGAGGUGGAAGACGACCCCAAAGUCCACCUGGAAGCCAAGGAACUUUGGGAACAAUUUCACAAACGGGGUACCGAGAUGGUGAUCACCAAAUCGGGAAGGAGAAUGUUCCCACCUUUUAAAGUGAGGUGUACGGGUCUAGAUAAAAAGGCAAAAUACAUUUUAUUGAUGGACAUUGUAGCCGCGGAUGACUGUAGAUAUAAAUUCCAUAAUUCGAGGUGGAUGGUGGCUGGGAAAGCCGAUCCCGAAAUGCCGAAGAGAAUGUAUAUCCAUCCGGAUAGCCCAGCCACGGGUGAACAGUGGAUGUCAAAAGUUGUCACCUUCCACAAACUGAAACUGACCAACAACAUCUCGGACAAACAUGGAUUUACCAUCUUAAACUCUAUGCAUAAAUACCAGCCUCGGUUCCACAUCGUCCGAGCCAACGAUAUCCUGAAGCUACCUUACAGCACAUUCCGGACUUAUGUCUUUCCGGAAACGGAAUUCAUUGCUGUCACAGCCUAUCAGAACGAUAAGAUCACCCAGUUAAAAAUCGACAAUAACCCUUUUGCCAAAGGCUUCCGAGACACAGGGAAUGGAAGGCGAGAAAAGAGAAAGCAGCUGACUCUUCAAUCCAUGAGAGUUUACGAUGAGAGGCAGAAAAAAGAGACUUCGGAUGAAUCUUCCAGCGAGCAAACGGCCUUUAAAUGUUUUGCUCAGUCGACAUCUCCGGCUGUGUCUGCCGUGGGUACCUCUAAUCUUAAAGACCUGUGUCCCAGCGAUGGCGAAAGCGACUCGGAGAGCAAAGAGGACCCCAUGGAAGCCAACGAAGUCGGGAAGAUCUCGACCACCACGGCCAACCUCGCCCCCCACAGCAGCUCCUCCUUGGGAGGAGGAGAUGAUGGGACAAACCUUCGAGAAGGGGGGAAGAACAGCCCUUCCAAAGCUCCCCUUUUCCCACCGGACUCGGCCAGCAGCAGCCGAGAGAGCCUCUCGAAAGUGCCUCCAGAUUCCCAGCAUAGUCCAGCCACCAUUUCUUCUAGCACCCGGAAUUUGGGCGGUGGAGGAGGAGAAGAACAACAACGCAAGAACCAGGAGGAAUGCAGGCUCCUGAACAAAGAACCCUUCGCGUCUUUAACCGUUCAGACGGACAAUCCCGGGCACCUGGCUCAAAAUCACCUUUCCAACCUCACGUUUCCCCAUGGCCUGGCCAGCCAACAGUUCUUCAACCCUCUGAGCAAUGGGCAUCCUUUUCUCCUCCAUCCUAGCCAGUUUGCCAUGGGUGGAGCUUUCUCGGGCAUGGCUGGCAUGGGGCCUCUGUUGGCCACAGUCUCCGGGGCGACGUCAGCAGGAGUUACCGGUCUAGACAAUACGGCGAUGGCCACAGCAGCUGCCCAGGGAUUAAGUGGGGUUUCGGCGGCAGCAGCUGCAGCUGCCUUACCGUUCCAUUUUCAACAGCACAUCCUGGCUUCACAGAGCCUGGCGAUGUCUCCCUUCGGCAGCCUCUUCCCCUACCCUUACACCUACAUGGCGGCGGCGGCGGCAGCCUCGACGGCCGCCCCGAUGCACCGACACCCGCCUUUCCUGAACGCCGCCGUGCGCCCUCGCCUGCGUUACAGCCCUUACUCCCUCUCGGUGCCUCUGCCGGACAGCAGCAGCGGAGGCGGAGGCGGCGGCAGUAGCUUGCUCACCACCGCUCUGCCGCCUUCGCUGGUUGGUGGCACGGAAGGCAAAGGCAGAGCUUUAGCGCCCAGCCCCAGCUUGGGAGCCUUGGAUUCCUCCGGUUCCGAGCUGAACAGCCGCUCUUCAACGCUCUCGUCCUCCGGCUCGGAUAAGGAAGCCACCAGCGAGCUGCAAAACAUCCAGCGCUUAGUGAGUGGACUCGAGUCGAAGCAGGACAGAGCCAGGAGUGGGUCGCCCUAGUGGGGAGGGGGGAGACCAUCCUCCCCCUCCCACCCCCUACAGUAUGGGGGAGGGGCACCUCCAGCUUCUCCCCCCUCCCCCCCUCCACGCCUUGUGGGCCCAUCCAGCCUCUCCAAACUUGGCCAGCGGGGAUUUUGUGUGUGGGGCUGGGGUCCCGCUGGGGAUGGAAGGAAGGAAGGAGGGCCCAGGAGCUGAUGGACGGACGGACGGGCGGGGUGGGGGUGGGGCGCUGCUGGAAGCUGCUAUGAACCACUGUUUUGUCCACUGGAGGCAGGUGUGAAUUCUGGGGUCCUCUCCCCUUCCAUCCCCCUUUUCUUCGGGUUUUUGUUUUGUUGGGGUUUAUUUUUUGGGGGGGUUCCUGCCUCCCCUUAAAGAUCAAAACAGAGAUGGGCAGAGAAAAUGGGGGACCUCUUUUUUGUGGGGGGGGGUUCCCCAAUGGAGAAUUUGUUUGUUUUGGGGUUGUUUUUUUCCCCGCGUAGAAGUUCCUUCGAAAAUCAAGCCGAAAAGGGGGGGGGAGCAGGGAAGGAGAAAAAAGCGAAGCCUUUUAAUAUUUUUUUGGGGGGGGGGGGCGCAAGGCGGGUGUCUGCGGCUAUAGUUUGUUUAUUUUUGCAUGGUUCGUUCCAAAACUCUUAAUUUUGUGAAAGCCCCCCCCCCCUCCACGUUCCAUAAACGCUUGCUUAAGGUCCCCAGAGCAUUAAAUAUGUAUGUAUGUGUGUGUGUGUAGAUAUGUGUGUAGAUAUGUACAUACAUAUGUACAUACAUACGUGUGUGUGUGUAUUGAAUAUAUAUAUAUAUAUAUUGAAUAUUGUAUGUAUGUAUGUAUGUAUGUAUUUCUCUUUAGCCAGGUUCUUCCCACGUAAACCAAGAUUUUUAUGCAGCCCUAAUUCAGUGAAAUCACAAUCCACUAGUUCCUAGGUUUUUUUUUUUUUUUCUGGCAGCCAGCAAACACUCUGCUGCCCAUUGUUGGCUGCUGGAAAAAAAGCCUAGAAACUAGUGGAUUGUGAUUUCACUGAACUAGGGCUGCAUAAAAAUCUUGGUUAAGUAGGAAGAACCUGGCUAAAGAGAAGUACACAUAAACGCCUACGAAAAGAAAAGAAUAUAUAUGUGUGUGUGUGUGUACAUGUGUGUGUGUCUACACACAUACAUUUAUAUGUGUAUGCAUGUGUGUGUAUGUAUAUAUGUAUUCUGAUAUAAAUAAAUAUAUAUAUAUAUAUAUAUAUAUACACACACAUACAUAUAUACAUAUAUAUGUAUACAUAUUUCUUUACAUUUUUGGGUUUCUUUUUCCGAUAGGAGCAAUUAAAAAAAUAUAGUUAGAAGGGGGAGCAUUAUAAUUUUGCUGGUUUGUUUUAAGAUGACCCUCCCCCCUCCUUUUUUUUUAUUUUUAUUUUUCAUACAUUUUCCCCCCUUCCUUUUACUGUAUAUGCAAUAAGAAGGUUUAUCAGCGUAAUAAAGGAGAAGGAAAAAAAGGAAAACAGUGGACACUAUUGAUAAAAAAAAGUAUUUAUGUAAUUAAUGGAUGACUUGUAAAUAACCUGGCCUAUGAAUACUCGAAAUUAAAAAUUUAAUUUAUUGAUAUUGUAUAUAUGUCUGUAAAUAUAGACCGCAGCUGUCUUUCUGGUUUGGUUUGGUUUUUAAACUCAUUUUCAUUUCAAAGUCAGGUUCCGUUGUGAAGAGUUACAGCUUCAAAAAAAAAAAAAAAAAAAACAGGAGGGGAGAGGAAGCAAAAAUCUAUCAGGGGAAGAUCAUGUUUACAUUUCCGAUGUUUCGGGUUGUUGUUUUUUUUGUUUUUUUUUGUUUGUUUUACUGUGCCAUUAUAAAGAGAAAAGGGGUCGUUUUGUUGAUUUUGAGGGAGGGGAGGUGUACGCAUGCAAAAAGCAGAACAAAUAGGGUUGAAAAAAGACUUGUACAAUCGCUGGACAUCGCUGGAUGCUCCCUGAUUCUACCCCGGGUAGAAAUGAUUAAAUAAAUAUGUAAAUUAAAUACCGA
Molecule: messenger RNA, 4902 nt
Organism: Pantherophis guttatus
Lineage: Eukaryota; Metazoa; Chordata; Lepidosauria; Squamata; Colubridae
Gene: TBX3
Product: T-box transcription factor 3
Biological process (GO): positive regulation of DNA-templated transcription; regulation of transcription by RNA polymerase II; cell fate specification
Cellular component (GO): nucleus; chromatin
Molecular function (GO): RNA polymerase II cis-regulatory region sequence-specific DNA binding; DNA-binding transcription factor activity, RNA polymerase II-specific
Source: RefSeq, a predicted model, not a curated record